Medicago truncatula (barrel medic) is the source of this 2471-nucleotide messenger RNA. RefSeq lists its product as uncharacterized. The transcript is spliced from 5 exons. The record is from RefSeq and is a predicted model, not a curated record. NCBI's taxonomy places the organism in Eukaryota, Viridiplantae, Streptophyta, Magnoliopsida, Fabales, Fabaceae. Bases 290 to 1099 code for a protein of 269 amino acids.
UAAAUUAAAUUGCGUCGGGGGAGUGUGGGAGAGAGAGUAGCAGCAGGAGAGAGGGGAGAAGUUGGUUACAGAAGUCACAGGUGGAAAGGGCGUUACAGUUUUCAAGACAACAAGUUGCAAAAUUGUAGUAUUUUUAAUUAAUCCCUCUGCGUGAAACUACUCUUUCUUCAAUAGACAGAUUUGCUCCCCAAAAUUGGCAAUUGUUCGCCACUCAGAAAAAGAAACUGCAAACUUUAGAGCUCAAACGAUGCAUUCCUAUUGAUUUUCAUUUUUAUUAAAUAUUUAUUUUAUGAUGCUUUGUUGUUGUUCAUUGAAUUUGAAUUUGAAUUUAAGAGAUCGAAUACAACCAUGGUUACGCGAUUACGAUAGCCUUCAAUCCUUCGCUAUCAUCCUCAUUUACAUUCAGAUUGGGUGCGCGUUACUUGGAUCGCUAGGAGCAUCAUACAAUGGUGUAUCGCUUAUAAAUCUUGCUAUCUCAUUGUUCGCUUUGGUUGCAAUUGAGAGUAGUAGUCAGAGCCUUGGACGCACUUAUGCUUUCCUUCUCUUCUGUUCUAUCUUGCUCGAUAUUUCUUGGUUCAUUCUCUUCACUCACGAAAUUUGGAAUAUUUCUUCCGACGAUUAUGCCAAGUUUUUCAUAUUUUCUGUGAAACUCACCCUGGCUAUGCAAAUCAUUGGUUUUAUAGUGAGGCUAUCAUCCUCAUUGUUAUGGAUUCAAAUUUAUAGGUUGGGUGCAUCCUAUGUGGACACAGCUUCUCGAGCAGCAGACUUUGACUUACGGAGUAGCUUUUUGAGUCCUGUGACACCGGCAGUAGCGAGGCAAAUCUCCAAUUCGAAUGAGAUACUUGGAGGCUCUAUAUAUGAUCCAGCCUACUACUCAUCCCUGUUUGAAGAUAGUCAAGAAAACAAAUCUACAUGUGGGAUGCCCAAUCAUGACAUUACCCAGAACGGGUCAACAUCAGCCACUGGAGUCUCUCCGAAGACAUCCACAGAGAUAUCUUUUCAGGCUUCGAAUUUUACUGAGAAUUUCGAUCUGUUAUGCAUUUUACUGAACGACACAGAUGGAUGUCUGUUGAAUGUCAUAAGAACAUGGGCAUUUUAAUUAUUUUUUAUUGGUUUUUUUAAUAAAAAAAAACAUUUAAAAGUGAUCACUUUAGAGAUUUUAUUUUAGAUAGUUUUGUCCUAAUCAUGGUUGAUCAAGGCUAGACUGUGGUACUUUCAGAAGAAAAGUUUGCUAAGUGCAGUUUUAUCAUGUAUACACAGGAGCCUGCCAUGCGUAAAUUGUGAAACAACUUAUACUUUCAGUUAUGCUUUUAUUCCAAUGAUUUUUCUUGUCUCCUGGUUUAUCGGUCUCUAGUUCACAUGUUUAAUGACUAAGGCGAUAUCUUUGGAUCAACAGUGGAUUCAAGAUGAAACUAGUCAAUUGCCUGCUUUGCACGGUCUUUUUAAUGGAGAGUUUCAUUUACGUUGAUGUUUUAUCUGGUCUUAUUUAUUUUUCUUUGGAAAAAUUAGUGACCACAUCAAUGACCAAAAUUUGUUCGCCUUGAUAAUCAUUUGGUUGUCUUUCAAAUGUUUUCCCUAUUAGGAGGACAAUUCACUGCCAAGGCUUUCAAAUGUCUUUUCCUAGAGCACUCUCUUGAUAAUCAUUUGAUUGUCUUUGCUUUCUCCAUCUUUUUGUUUUAUUACUUUUCAACGAUGACUAUGACUGCUGACGGGUGCUAGCAUCAAGGUAGACAAAAUCGAGAUCCUAAGUAAGAUCGGGUAGGACCCAUGAAAUCGUGAAUCGGAGGAUCGUAACACGGAUCGUAAGAUCCUACCAAAUUUAAAAAUUCAUAUAUAUUGCAUAUAAAUUCAUAGAUAUUCAUAUGAAGCAACAUAAUUUAAUAGAAAGAAAACUUUAAAUAACACUAACAUUCAUUAUCAGUAGCACAUUAAAUAAAUUAUAUGGUGUGGUAGAACAGUAAAUAAAUUAUAUGGUGUGGUUGAGAACAGAACAAAGGGAAAAGGGUUGAAUAUAAAAUAGAGUGGCUAUGAAAGAAUGAAGGAUUGUAGUCUGCAGAACUAAUGGGGGUAGAAGACUGAAUAAAUAAUUAACGUGAUAGAGGGAAUUGCAUUGGUAAGGUUCCAUGAUUUAUGGGUGUAUUGGAAAAUUUCCCUAAUUAUUGAUAGUGGCUUUAUUGGAAAGAUUUUCAGUAAUCAAUUGGUUUAAUGAGAAUUUGAAACUGUUUCAGAAAAUUAGAAGAGUGAAUCACGUUUUUUUUUUGCCUUUAUGUUCGCAAAAAAAAAAAAGUUGGAAUAAAUCCGGGUCAAGGCCCGACCAGAAAACCAGGUCUUUAGUAAGUAAAACGCAAACCGGGUCGAGAACCGACCCGCGGACCCGGAUUUCUGGAUCUCAAAUCUGAAUCGCCAGAAUCGUACGAUACAAACAAUUCUGCGUUUUUCAACGGCGAUCCAAACCGCGACCACCAAUUUCC